AUGAAGGAGAAAUCGGCAGUGGGGGUGAACGAGAGAUACACACAAUGGAAGACUUUGGUCCCUGUCCUCUACGAUUGGCUCGCUAAUCACAACCUCGUCUGGCCCUCUCUUUCUUGCCGAUGGGGCCCACAGCUCGAGCAGGCUACGUACAAGAAUCGCCAGCGCUUGUACCUCUCUGAACAGACUGAUGGCAGCGUUCCAAAUACUCUGGUCAUUGCUAACUGUGAGGUUGUUAAACCAAGGGUUGCGGCUGCAGAACACAUAUCACAGUUCAAUGAGGAAGCACGUUCUCCCUUUGUAAAGAAGUUUAAAACUAUUAUACACCCUGGCGAGGUGAACACAAUCAGGGAACUCCCACAGAACAGUAACAUAGUGGCUACACACACUGAUAGUCCUGAUGUCCUCAUUUGGGAUGUUGAUGCUCAACCUAAUCGCCAUGCUGUCCUGGGAGCUACAGAGUCUCGUCCAGAUCUGAUAUUGACUGGCCAUAAAGACUAUGCUGAAUUCGCUCUUGCUAUGUGCCCAACUGAACCCUUUGUGCUCUCUGGAGGUAAGGACAAGUCAGUGGUUUUGUGGAGUAUUCAGGACCAUGUUUCGACUUUGGCAGCAGAGCCAGGGUUGUCAAAAUCUCCUGGAUCUGGAAACUUCAAUUCUAAACCUGCCUCUAAAUCUGGUGGAGGUAAUGAUAAAUCUACUAAGAGUCCUUCCAUUGGGCCACGGGGUGUUUACCAAGGGCACACAGAUACUGUUGAAGAUGUUCAAUUCUGCCCAUCAAGUGCACAGGAGUUCUGCAGUGUGGGUGAUGAUUCUUGCCUUGUAUUAUGGGAUGCAAGAACUGGCUCUACUCCAGUUGUCAAGGUUGAGAAAGCUCAUAGUGCUGAUCUUCAUUGUGUUGAUUGGAAUCCCCAUGAUGUAAAUCUUAUUCUGACAGGGUCUGCUGAUAAUUCUGUUCACAUGUUCGAUCGCCGGAACCUCAUUUCUGCAGGGGUAGGAGCACCUGUUCAUAAGUUUGAGGGUCAUAGUGCUGCGGUCCUUUGUGUACAGUGGUCUCCAGAUAAGUCGUCUGUCUUUGGCACUUCUGCAGAGGAUGGCAUUCUCAAUAUAUGGGAUUAUCAGAAGAUUGGUGAAAAACAAGACUCUGCUGGACUGAAACUGCCAACUGCUCCUCCAGGAUUGUUUUUCCGGCAUGCUGGCCAUCGGGAUAAGGUUGUUGACUUCCACUGGAAUGCAUCUGAUCCAUGGACAAUUGUCAGCGUUUCUGAUGACGGCGAAAGUACUGGAGGAGGUGGUACUCUACAGAUAUGGCGAAUGAUUGAUUUGAUUCACAGGGCCGAGGAGGAUGUCCUGGCUGAACUGGAGAAUUUCAAAUCUCACAUUCUUGCAUGUGAAAGAAGUUAG
Messenger RNA from Dovyalis caffra, 1398 nucleotides. The record is from the annotation of a GenBank genome assembly. Lineage: Eukaryota; Viridiplantae; Streptophyta; Magnoliopsida; Malpighiales; Salicaceae.